AUGAGAACCGCUCUGUUAUUGGCUCUAGUGGUGGGCGUCUGCUCGGGAGAAGUUUAUCGACAGCCGCUGAUUCGUCGAGUCUCCUCGAUGACCCGCAUGAUCAAUAAAGGCACUUGGGGAGAUUUCGUUAGACGGAGAGACCACGAACGCGUCAAUAUUAAUCAGUUUGGCUCCUACCCACAAAAGGUUUACGACUAUCAGGACAUUGAAUACAUUGCGAAUAUCACGAUCGGCUGUCAUGCUAGUGUCUGCAACAAUAAGACAAAAUUCGACCAGAAGCAAUCAUCUACAUACCAGGUCAAUGGGCAGACCUGGAAUCUCGGAUUUGUAGCUGCCACAGCGAGCGGAUUCCUUGGUAUUGAUACAUUGAGAUUUGGAGGUACCACAGAGCAACAAUUAACUGUGCCGGUGACAACGUUUGGCCAAGCAACGAGUAUGUCCACCUACUACGACUACCAGGACUUCGAUGGACCUCUCGGAUUAGCUUUUCAGGCGCUGGCCACCGACAAUGUCAUGCCUCCACUGAUCAAUGCUAUCAAUCAGGGUCUUCUCGAUGCUCCUCUCUUCAGUGUCUAUCUAAUGCACAAUGGAGCUCAAAAUGGAAACGGAGGGGUGUUCACGUAUGGUGGAGUUGACAACAUCAAUUGUGGAGAUGUGAUCGCCUAUCAGCCGCUCUCUUCGGCUACCUACUUUCAAUUCAAGAUGGAUGGCAUCAAAACCGGAAGCUAUUCGAACAACAAGGGAUGGCAAGUCAACUCCGAUACGGGAACCUCAUUUAUUGGUGGGACACCAGCUGACGUGAAGGCCAUCGCCAAAGAGUUGGGCGCCGUCUGGGAUGAGAUGGAUCAACUAUACACGAUUGACUGCAAAGCACAGGCUUGGCUCACAUUGACGAUUGGGGGACGCGACUACACCAUCUCGGCUGCAAAUCUUAUCGUUCCGGGUGACAAAAACAACUGCUGGCUUGCCCUUUUCGAGUUGUCUUUUGGAGGAUUUGGUCCCGAAUGGAUUCUUGGCUACCCGUUCAUUCGUGAGUUCUGCAACAUCUACGAUAUUGGCCAGAAACGCAUCGGUUUCGCCCUCUCGAAGCAAAUC
Mesorhabditis belari is the source of this 1095-nucleotide messenger RNA. Lineage: Eukaryota; Metazoa; Nematoda; Chromadorea; Rhabditida; Rhabditidae. The record is from the annotation of a GenBank genome assembly.